AUGGCACCAGAUCCCAGAACAUCAGACCACAUGGCACCAGAUCCCAGGACAACAGAUCCCAGAGCACCAGAUCCCUGGGCACCAGACCCCAUGGCACCAGAUCCCAGGGUACCUGAUCCCUGGCACCAGAUCACAGGAUACCUGAUUCCAGAGCACCAGAUCCCUGGGCACCAGAUCACAAAUCUCCAGAUCCCAGAGCACCAGGUCCCAGUGCACCAGAUCCCUGGGCACCAGGUCACAGGAUAUCUCAUCCCAGGGCAGCAGAUCCCAGAGCAUCAGAUUCCUAGGCACCAGAUCCCUGGGCACCAGAUCACAGGAUACCUGAUCCCAGGACACCAGAUCCACCAGGUCCCAGAGCACCAGAUCCCAGAACACCAUAUCCCAGGGUACCAGAUCCCUGGGCACCAGAUCACAGGAUACCUGAUCCCAGAGCAUCAGAUCCCAGGGCACCAGAUCCCAGAGCACCAGAUCGGGGCGUACCCUGAUUGGGGCAUCCCAGAGCACCAGAUCCCUCGGUGCCAGAUCCCAGAGCCCCAGAUCACAGAGCAUGAGGUCAUAGGGCGCCAGAUCCCAGAGCACCAGACCACAUGGCACCAUAUCCUAGAGCAUCAGACCACAAGGCACCCAAUCCCAGGACAACAGAUCCCACAGCACCAGAUCCCUGGACACCAGAUUCCAGUAGACCAGAUCCCAGAGCACCAGGUCCCAGAGUGUCAGAUCCCGGGGCACCAGAUCCCGGGGCACCAGAUCCCGGGGUACCAAUUCCCAGAGCACCAGAUCCCAGGGUUCCAGAUCCCACGGUGCCAGACCCCAGGGCGCCAGACCCCAGGGCACCAGACCCCAGAACGCCAGAUCCCAGUGUGCCAGAUCCCAGAGCAUCAGAUCCCUGAUCACCAGAUCCCAGAGCACCAGAUCCCAGAUAACCAGUUCCCAGGGCACGAGAUCCCAGAGCAUCAGUGUCCUUGGCACCAGAUCCCAGAACACCAUAUCCCAGGGUACCAGAUCCCUGGGCACCAGAUCACAGGAUACCUGAUCCUAGGGCAUCAGAUCACAGGGUGCCAGAUCGGGGCGUACCGCGAUCGGGGCAUCCCAGAGCACCAGGUCCCAGAGCGUCAGUCACCAGGGCACCAGAUCCCAGGGCACCAGAUCCUAGAGCAUCAGACCACAAGGCACCCGAUCCCAGGACAACAGUUCCCACAGCACCAGAUUCCAUUCCUGUCGGCUGGGACAGUGUGCCGAGCUGCCGCGGGGUCCUGUGACCUUCCGGAAUACUGCACCGGAUCAUCUGCCUACUGUCCCGGGAAUGUUUACCGUCUGGAUGGUUCUGAGUGUGAGGGUAACCGUGGAUACUGCUACACUGGGAUGUGUCAGUCACACCAGUUACAGUGUGAGGAGCUGUGGGGCCUAGGUGCCCGGACUGCCCCAGCUGUUUGUUUUGAGGAUGUGAAUGGAGCCGGGAACAUUUAUGGAAAUUGUGGGAAGGAUCCGAGUGGAGACUUUGUGAAGUGCUCGAAGAGCGAUGUGAUGUGUGGGAAGAUUCAGUGUCAGAGUGCAGCGGUAAACCCCAGGGAGUGGAACACCGUGUCCAUCGACACCACGGUGAGGCGGGAUGGCAGGGAUAUCCAAUGUCGGGGGACGUACCUGCACUCGAGUGAACACGAGGACCUCCCUGACCCAGGCCUGGUCAACACGGGCACCAAGUGUGGAGAUGGCAAGGUGUGUCUGGAUCGAAGGUGCCAGAACAUCUCGCUCCUGGGUCUGAGAGAAUGUUCCGGAAAGUGUCACGGCCACGGGGUGUGUAACAGUAACAGGAACUGUCACUGUGAUCCUCACUGGGCGCCCCCGUUCUGUGAGCGAGGAGGACUCGGGGGCAGCAUCGACAGUGGACCCAUCCUCCCCGACGACCAGAAGCCUCUGCUGAUUGGGCUGUUAUUGAUCUUCUUGUUGGUGAUCCCAGGGACCAUGCUGUCUGUGUUCUGCUGUUAUCGGCAUCGAGCUGUUAUCCACACUCAAUGGCAGGAGUGUUACAGACCACCAGCCCAGGCACACAGACCCGUCUCGAGGCGAGAUGAGGACAGCUCACAGCCCAGCAUGUGCUUGAGGAUUCUCCUCAAUCUCUCCCCCAUGGAGCUGGAUCAAGCUCAGUUCCCAUCUCAGCCCUCAAGGCCUGGGCACAUGGUCCACAAAUCUCCCAAGGCAAGGCCUCUAGAUUCCAGGCUCAGGAACCAGGAAAGGCCCCAGCGACCGCCCGCUCCCUCAGGUACAACGUUCCAGCUUCCCAACCAUCGGAAAGGUCAGCCAGGGAAGAGGGAACCUCCAAGGAAACCCCCUCCACCUUCCCUCUCACAGAAACAGGCUUCCCAGCCAAUGUACCGGCCUGUUCCUCAGCGGCCAGCACAGCCGUCACCCCACACUGGGAGGAGAGGUCCCCUGGGCCAGCCACAGCGGCCAGCACAGCCACCACCCCACACUGGGAGGAGAGGUCCCCUGGGCCAGCCACAGCGGCCAGCACAGCCGUCACCCCACACUGGGAGGAGAGGUCCCCUGGGCCAGCCACAUGUGGCCAACAUUAUCGCACACUUCUCCAAUUCACCAGGAGGACACCAACUGCAGGCCAGCCAGAAAAACACUGACCAAUCACAGAUGAGGCACUGAUGGAGACAUCGCGAUUGGAUGGGAGCAGCAGAGCCUGGCGCGGGGGUGGGGGUGGGGUGGGGGGACUAUCCAGGUG
This is a messenger RNA of Hemiscyllium ocellatum (epaulette shark), 2731 nucleotides long. RefSeq lists its product as uncharacterized. Lineage: Eukaryota; Metazoa; Chordata; Chondrichthyes; Orectolobiformes; Hemiscylliidae. The coding region runs from base 1 to 2655 and encodes 884 amino acids. The record is from RefSeq and is a predicted model, not a curated record. The transcript has 14 exons.